Messenger RNA from Onthophagus taurus, 2891 nucleotides. Its product is annotated as NCK-interacting protein with SH3 domain. Gene Ontology annotation, biological process: endocytosis. Lineage: Eukaryota; Metazoa; Arthropoda; Insecta; Coleoptera; Scarabaeidae. Gene Ontology annotation, molecular function: Arp2/3 complex binding; protein binding. The record is from RefSeq and is a predicted model, not a curated record.
GGCAAUGACAAGUUGAAAAAAAAAGAGGCGUGACUACAUAUGUCAUUAUUUUGAAUUUGUAGAUAGUUAUGUUGGAUUUUUUUUAUAAAGAAACGAUUUAAAAAUAUCGCGUAACGCUUUCAUAAUAUAAGGGGACCGUUCGACAAUGUCGAAGAAGCCAAUAUUCGUGGGAGAUUUGGAUAUGUUACGUAGUAAAUACGAUUUUGACGCCUUAUACCCGAAAACUCUUAGCUUCAAAGCGAACGAUUAUUUUAUUUUAAAUCAAACAAAUACAAAACACAGAAAUUGGUGGGAGGUUAUGACCCAGAGGGGUGAAAUCGGAUUCAUUCCUUCAAACUAUAUCGAAAGAGUCACCGUAAGCCCCGCUUUUUACCUUCAAUAUUUGGACCACGCCAUCGAUUACGUACAAAGACACGAAAUUAAAUCAGAAUAUUUAGUAAGUGAAAAAACCGAUUUGAUAUUAAGAUUAAAAGAAAUGAGGCGACAAGUAGAACUAAUGCCCGAAGUUGUUGAAAAUUCUAUUAGUGGAGAAGAUGGACCACCAUUACUUUUUAAAACUUCCAGUGGGGAAAUUGAAUGUAUUAAAUCAAAAAAGAGUUUUCCUUCAAAUAACACAGUAAACAUUCCUAAAAGUUACACAAGAAAUUCUUCUAUUACAGAAGAACCCAUUAAACAAAAGUAUUUAGAAAAAAAGGGGGCUUAUUCCUUAAAUUCGAGUAGAGAAUGUUUGAGGAGAUCAUUAGAAGAUGAACCUCAAGUACAAGAAAUAUAUAUUGCUCCAGAUGCGGAACGACGUAAAUCGGAUACAACAACACGAAAUUCCCAAUCGAUUGUAACAAAUAGUUCGCAUAAACCUUCUCCUGUUAUCACACAUCAAAACGUUUAUGAUUUAAUUGAAAACGUUCGAAUCAAUACAGAACUUUCUCACGAAAUGUCUAAAGUCGCUUUAGUUACUGUCAUCCAAGGUCUUCACGAUAUCCUUCCUGCUUCCGCUUUUCCUUAUCUUAGCACCAUAGUUAGUUUAGCUGAUGAAUCUUUCAAAGCUGACAAUGUUCAGAUUGAACAAACCAGAGAUGCAAGUCGUUUAAAGGUUAUUUUUAAUGAAUUAACAUCUUGUAAAGAAGAUUCUCAACAGAGAAGUUGGAUGUUACAUGAAGAUGAAAUCGUUAUUAAAGAAUAUAUUAAGGAGUUGAUUUCUAUUUUGUCAAAUGCUGAUUUAAAUAUAACAAGACAUGUUAUUUCAUCGAAUUAUCAUGUUAUUAAUAAUUUGAUAUUGUAUUACCAAAUGGAAACUCGAUGGCCAAUUCGUCAGUUAUUAUUACAAUCAUUUGGGAUAUUGUGUAAUCUUGAUAAAACGGUUGUGAAUAUUAUGUUAAAUUCGGUUCUUCCAUGUGAAAUUGCAAGAGACAUUGAAGAAAACCCAUCGAAUAUUUCAAAAAUUAAUUUCUCAACAACACUUUUAACAAUGAUUUUUUCAAUGGGCGAAGGAAUGCCUAUAACACAUUUCGAAUUCCUGGGAAAUCGAUUUAUAAAAUUUAUUCUCAACUACAUUGAAUGUCCACCAGCGGAGGAUAUCGAUGAAGAGAUCCCAGAUCUUUUCUUAAAUUUUAUUUUAGCGUAUAAUCUCCAAUUUCACACGUUACACGAAAACGUGGUCGUGAACGUAUUAAGUGAGAAAUCGUUAGCGAAGACUUUUACUGAAAAAUUAUUGUUACUCAUCAACAGGGAAGAAGAUCCUGUUAACAUUUUCGAUCACGAACCUCAACCGCCUCAUUCCGUUUUAAAAUUACUGAUCGAUUUAUUUGAUAGUAAGAGAACUGGAGGGUUAUUUUAUACAAAUGAUAUUCGAGUACUUAUUGAUAUUAUUGUGAGAAAUAUUUUAGAUUUGUCUCCAGGGGAUAAGAGAAGACAACAAUAUUUAGAACUUUGCAAACGUGUAAUGAGAAAUACAAAUUAUGGUGAGCAUCAACAUCGUCGUGAUGAUAUAUUAAAAUGUUUUACGCGGAUUUUCUGUGAAGAAACCGAGCAAAGUAAAAUCGACCAAAAAUUGGUAAGGGAAAUUAUGAACGAGUUUCCGCACUAUUUUAAAUAAAAAGGAAAUUUGGUAGGUGUUUUUUUAAAUUCGAGUUGUGAAUUUUUUAAUAAUUAUAUAUUUUAUACAAUUUUUAAUGAAUAAUACUCAUUUUUUUUCGAGCUUGAAGUUUAUUAGAAAGUAUUAAGUAUUUGUAUUUUAUGAGAUUAAUUAUUUAUGAAAUGUUUUAAUGAUUGAUACAUUUAUUAAUGUAUUUUUAAAGAGUAAUAGUGUACUACGAUAAAUUUUAUACAGAGUGGAACUUAAAGAUCUCCCACAUUUCGAAUCGGUUUUAAUAAUUAAUGAUAUGUUGUUUUAAUCGACUCAAACGUAGAAGAUUUUUAUGUUCCAUCCUUUAAAAAGGAGUGUUUAUUAAGUACCCUGAUAUAGGUAUAUAAAUAUUUAUCUUUUUUAACAAUGAAAGUUUUUGAUAAAUCACCACCACACAUUGCAUGCAGAGAAGUCACCUAUUUAUUUUGUGAUAUAUUUAUCUAUAAUAAUUACCAAAGAAAUAAUGCAUAAGUAAUUAUUAAAAAAAGACGUCAUACUUAAAACGUAAAUUUUAUUAUUAUCAAUACAUAAUAGAAGUGUGCCAACAUAAUUAUAAUAAUUCUAUUUAAACGUUACACCGCGGUUUUUCCUUGUAAGUGUAAUUUAUUACAAAAAAAUAUGAAUAAAUUGUUAUCAAUGACGGUACAAAUUUUCGAAGGAAUCAAUUUAAUCAGAACUGUGUAGUAAUAGGAUGAGAUGGAGAUCUUGCGAUCGAUUUGAACUUUUGUGUUGUUUGAGCUAAAAAAAUAAAAUGCACGGAUUGGAGGUU